Molecule: messenger RNA, 510 nt
Organism: Triticum turgidum subsp. durum (durum wheat)
Lineage: Eukaryota; Viridiplantae; Streptophyta; Magnoliopsida; Poales; Poaceae
Source: the annotation of a GenBank genome assembly
AUGGUGGUGCAGUUCGGUGUCCGCAGCGCUGUGAAGAAAGUGCCUGACUUUCUUAGAUGCUUCCCCAACCUGGAGACGCUCCAUGUCCAUUCCCCCAUCUUAUCUGAAGAGCACACUGGCAAGGUCAAUCUCAAGUUCUGGCAGGAGGGUGGUCCCAUCAAAUGCGUGGUGCAGAGCAUGAAGAAGGUGUUCUUCUACGAGUUCCGAGGGUCGAGAAGCGAGGUUGCUUUCCUCAAGUUCAUCGCGGAGCGAGGGCGGGUGCUGGAGCAGGUGGUGGUCGUGGUGGCCGAGGAAUGUUUCUCUCCGGGGAAUGAUGGUAUGAAUGCCAAGCUGAAGCCUCUGACCAGCGCAAAGUGGAACAACAAAUCUUGCAAACCGCAGCUCUUCAAGAGCCCGUUCACUGGCGGGGGAGGUCCAGCUUACUGCCACCAGAUAGCUGCUGAUUUUGGGUUUGCUGACCCUUUCGACCUCCAGUACUACUACAAAGCAGAAAGGAUUCCUGUAAGUUAG